Molecule: messenger RNA, 1977 nt
Organism: Geosmithia morbida
Lineage: Eukaryota; Fungi; Ascomycota; Sordariomycetes; Hypocreales; Bionectriaceae
Product: plastin-1
Exons: 5
Coding region: 1-1977 (658 amino acids)
Biological process (GO): actin filament bundle assembly; actin filament network formation
Cellular component (GO): actin filament; cytoplasm; actin filament bundle
Molecular function (GO): actin filament binding
Source: RefSeq, a predicted model, not a curated record
AUGAAUGUCCUCAAGUUGCAGAGGUCCGUCGUUGCCGAACACGCCCCCUUCGAACCGAAGUUUCCUCAGUUCCAGCAAAACGAGAUAUUCUCUCUGUCUGAUGCCUUCCAGCGACUCGAUGUCGACGACAAAGGCUACCUCGACGAAGCUACUGCAAUAAAGGCGACGCAGCAGAGCGAAAACCAGCCGUACGAUGUCGUACGCCAGGCUCUGAAAGAGGUUGAGCUUGACUCUUCGCGCCGAGUCGAACUCGAGGAUUAUGUUGGGCUUGUUGCCAAAGUUCGCGAUGCGUCGUCCGGCCCGCCUAAAGCAACGUCUAUGCCCACACCUGAAAAGGGCGGCGGUGUCGUUUCCCAACGUACUGGUGGACAUGGUUCCAAGGGAAGUAUCGGCGGGAGAAUCCAAGUGCAGGGUUCUAACGCCAACAUCACCCAUACCAUUAACGAAGAUGAGCGCACCGAGUUUACCCGCCAUAUCAACGCUGUUCUCGCCGGCGAUGCUGAUCUCGGAUCUCGCCUCCCUUUCCCGACCGACACGUUCGAGAUGUUUGACGAUUGCAAGGAUGGUCUGGUUCUGGCCAAGCUUAUUAACGACAGCGUUCCAGACACAAUCGAUGAACGAGUACUGAACUUUCCUGGAAAGAAGACCAAGACUCUCAAUGCUUUCCAAAUGUCCGAAAACAACAAUAUCGUCAUAGAAUCAGCCAAGGGCAUUGGGUGUUCCGUUGUCAACAUUGGAGCCGGUGAUAUCAUCGAGGUUCGUGAACACUUGAUUCUUGGCCUUAUUUGGCAAAUAAUUCGCCGUGGUCUCCUUGGGAAGAUCGACAUCAAGUUUCAUCCCGAGCUUUACCGUCUGUUGGAAGAGGAUGAGACCCUCGAACAGUUCCUUCGACUGCCUCCGGAGCAGAUUCUUCUGCGAUGGGUUAACUACCAUCUAAAAGCAGCUAACUGGCCUAGGAGGGUGGCCAAUUUCUCUGGGGAUGUCAAGGAUGGCGAGAACUACGCUGUCCUUCUCGCGCAGAUUGGGUCCGAGUACGGUGUCACUCGUGCCCCCUUGCAAACCCGGGACCUUCAUCAGCGUGCCGAAGAAGUGCUCCAGGAGGCCGAGAAAUUGGGGUGCCGCAAGUUUCUGACACCCAAGUCCCUGGUUGCUGGCAACCCCAAGCUUAACCUUGCCUUUGUUGCCAACCUGUUUAACAACCACCCUGCCCUUGACCCCAUUACGGAAGAGGAGAAGCUCGAGGUUGAAGACUUCGACGCUGAGGGUGAACGUGAAGCUAGGGUUUUCACCCUGUGGCUCAACAGUUUGGACGUGCAGCCUGCUGUCGUUUCGUUCUUCGACGAUCUUAGAGACGGAUCCGUCCUGAUGCAGGCCUACGACAAGGUCAUCAAGGGUUCGGUUAACUGGCGUCAUGUCAACAAACCGCCUACGCAUGGUGGCGAGCUAUCUAAGUUCAAGGCAGUGGAAAAUACAAACUAUGCCAUCGAGCUUGGGAAGCAGAAUGGCUUCUCUCUUGUUGGUAUACAGGGAGCGGAUAUCACUGACGGCCAGAAGACGCUUACCCUGGCUCUUGUCUGGCAGCUGAUGCGGAAGGAUAUCACGCUCACGCUUUCCUCUUUGGCUCGGAAACUCGGAAAGAGAGAAAUUACGGAUUCUGAAAUGGUCAGAUGGGCGAAUGACAUGUCCAGGAAGGGAGGCCAGAGCUCUGCCAUCAGAUCGUUCAAAGACCCUGCUAUUGGAACUGGUGUCUUCCUGCUCGAUGUCUUGAAUGGAAUGAAGAGCAGCUAUGUCGACUACGACCUUGUCACUCCUGGGCAUACGGAUGAAGACGCUUACCUGAACGCCAAGCUUAGCAUCAGCAUUGCCCGCAAACUGGGAGCUACUAUCUGGCUAGUCCCAGAGGAUAUUUGCCAAGUCCGUUCUCGUUUGGUUACGACAUUCAUUGGCUCCUUGAUGGCUGCACAGGAGAGGAUGUAA